UGAAAUAACUAAAAAACAGACAACAUAGUAUCAGAAUUCAAAAAAUCAAACCACCAUGGCCGCCGCCGCCGCCACCCUCUCUCAAUGCAGUUUCUUACCCACCUUAACUUGUAUGAAACCAAAUCCCAAACGCAAACCCAUUUAUCCCCUUCUCUUCCCCAACUCUUACAAACCCAUUUCUUUCUCCACCACAAACCCCAGGUUGAGAAUCUCUCAUACAGAAGCAAUAUUACCAAAACGGUCCCGUAGGCUAUUUGUGGUUUCUGGGUUGGUGGAUGGCAAUUCUGAGACAUACCCCGAAGUAGAAUCAAAUGAUUUGAAUGAGGAGAGUGCAACCAUUGACAUAAAGCUGCCAAGGAGGAGUUUGCUUGUGCAAUUUACUUGUAAUGAGUGUGGCGAGAGGUCCCAGAGGCUUAUAAAUCGUUUAGCCUAUGAACGGGGACUUGUAUUUGUGCAGUGUGCAGGGUGUGAGAGGUAUCACAAGUUAGCUGAUAAUCUUGGUCUUAUUGUUGAGUAUGACUUGCGGGAGGAAAUCAGUGCAGAAUCAAAUGCAGAUCAAGUUUGAUAAGAAACAAUGAAUCAAGUUUCUAUUCUGUUUCUUCUUUUGAAUAGUUUUGUUCAUGGUUGUAAGGUCCGUCUUUAUUAUAUACUUCGAGGGACUGAAAAUGUACAAAAAUGUUGACAAUUUCUUGGCUUGCCUUUUACAUUUUAAUUCCUAUAAUAUGAAUUCCAUACCAA
This is a messenger RNA of Populus trichocarpa (black cottonwood), 738 nucleotides long. RefSeq names its product mitochondrial protein import protein ZIM17. Gene Ontology annotation, molecular function: zinc ion binding; protein-folding chaperone binding. Gene Ontology annotation, cellular component: mitochondrion. The record is from RefSeq and is a predicted model, not a curated record. The coding region runs from base 56 to 565 and encodes 169 amino acids. NCBI's taxonomy places the organism in Eukaryota, Viridiplantae, Streptophyta, Magnoliopsida, Malpighiales, Salicaceae. The transcript has 4 exons. Gene Ontology annotation, biological process: protein folding; protein stabilization; protein import into mitochondrial matrix.